UGGUGGAUAGAGGUUUGUGUUGCUCUUGGAGAGCGAUACAACAAAACAACCAGGCGUAUUUUUGAAAUGCACAAACCUACAAUAAGUAUUUGUCAAAAUGGAUAGCAACAUUAGGCAACUAUUAAGUGCAUCGCAGAUAUAUGGUGUUGAGGGAGAAGAUUCCUUUCUACAUCAAGCAUUCGAGCAACUGAAAGCAGCAUCUGAUAGACGGCCUUCAAGUGAUGGUCCGGAGCCUUGCGGUCAAGAUCUCUAUGUUCAGUGUGCAGAAAUAGCUUUACAGUAUGGGUUGACUGACAUGACAAAGGCUUGUCUCAGCAUGUACCUGCACCGUACACCACCUUCCAAUCAGUUCCUUUGUAGGGCUUAUCUCUGCCACGCACAGCUGCUUGCCCCGAAAUCAGCGGAAGAGAUCAGUCAGUUGGAUAAGGCUGUAGUUUAUAUUUUGAAAGCCAUCCAGUUUGCUAAGGAGAAUGCAAGGUAUAAUUUUCUUGUAUUCAAUGCAUCAGUCCUGUAUUGGCAGUUCUGUCGACCAUUCCUGAAGCCCAACUAUCGGCAGCAUCUAUCGAUCAGUCUGCACAGUGUAGUGAAGGCUCUGGAUGAUAUUGAUGACAAGGACUAUGAGUGGAGAGCUCAGCUAAUGUUAGCUCUCAUUGAGUGUCAUGUUGAUGCUGGCAGAAGUAAAGAGGCUGCCGAAGUCAGCAAAGCUGCAGCGGAGUUCACAAAGGCCAAUGUGCCUAAGCUAUACAAGCAAGUCCUGCAGUUACAGGUCCAACAUAACUUGGUUGAAAGCAACAAACUGGCCAAGGAAAUCAAAUCAAACGGAGACCUUACAGGGUACUAUAAACUAGCCAGAAUGAGACUAUCACUUGAACAGAAUGAUGUGCCGGAUAUAAAAAGUAGUUUAGAACGUCUACUCAAUCAGUUCCUUCAAGAAGAUGAUGACAUUACUGCUAACUCCAGGGCAUCUAGCGUUAUGUCAACAUUUGGACGCAAAACGCCUCAGGCCGCAAUUCCGCAAACUCCAACAAUAGAAGAAAGUAAAAGUAAGCCCCCAACAACAAUAGGUAAUCAAGGCAGUAAAGGUAGUUUUGCCUCACUGGUAACAAGUCUAGUAAGAGGAAGCACAACAUCCAGCGACGUGAAAUCUGCUGUCUCUAAGUGGAAAAACACACCAAGUACAGUUCCGCUUACCAAGAAAGAGAAGCCUCUAUUAUUAAUUGAAUUAUGUAGACUCUGUUUGGAACAGGAUCAGGCUGAUUUAGCCAGCCAGGCUAUCCAGGCCAUCAAAACAUGCCCAAUCAAGGAGACUGGUCUUUUACUUGAGCUGGAGUUCCUUGAAGCGGAGCUCAUAGUUCGUAACCUAGGCGACAAACAAGAAAUUUACAGCAAGAGCUCUGUUGAGGUUCGCUUGCAGUGUAUUCAUAGGCUGAAUGAGGCUCUUCAAACUGCUAUCAGGCUUGGCGAUCCAAAUGUCUUACAAGUUGGUUGUUCAACAAUGUGGAACGUCUGCUUACCUCUGCUACAACCAAAUCUCAGACACCAUGUCAGGAAACCGCUAACAGUUAUUGCCGAAGCAUUAGAGAAUAUUGACAGUUUGUUGAUACUCUUACGAUGCCAAAUUCACACAGAAUUAGCACGGUGUGAAGAAGAUGUAGAACAAGUUGAAAUUGCUAUGUCGCAUCUGAAGAAGGCUCUUGCAUUAGAUGAUGGUGGCCAUUACAAUGAGCGGCUACAGCAUGCCCUACAAAGGCUAAGCCUUCGAGCUGAAUUAUACCAGCAACCUGAAAGAAUGGAAGACCAGGCAGCAAUGAUCAUUGAGCAGGCCCGUACUAGUGCUGAAUCUGGCAGCAUCCGAAUGAAGCGUUCGCUGCUAGUGAGAGCAGGCCAGGCGCUAUCACCGGACGCCUUUUUACAUGUACUGGAUAGUGAAAGUGACACUAAAGCUGCGGCAGGAACAGGGCGUGGGUAUCAAGGAAUUUUAAGCGAGUUUGGAUCCAAGGCCAAGAAUUUCAACAAGUGUGUACGCAAGCUUGAAGGUCACCUGAAGAGACUCGGCAACGAAAAUGACAGAGAGAGAGCAAGACUGUGGGCUGACAUUGCCAAGACGGCACGUAAACAAGAAGUGUGGGACGUUUGUCGAAUCGCUGCUCGUUAUUGCCUUCUUUAUGAUGAUGAUCGAUGGCAUAUGGCACGCCCUCAAACUGUAUCACAUUUAGAGACACACAGUGAAAGUGUUGGAAGGGAAUCUGUAAAUGAGACGCCAACCGGACAACGUAAAAGAACCGGAACGGCAGAACAACCUAGUACAGGGCUAAACACUCCGCAUAGUGACAAGGAUCUGAUAAGAAUGCUAGCUGAGAUCUACUUCUUAAAUGCUGAGGCAUUGAUUCAUCUCCUUCGUUCUGAGGGAGUAAAACUGAAUACGAAACCGAUCCCACCAGAAGAUAAGCGCAAGCAUCCAAAAGGUUAUGUAUCUAAGAAGCCAGAGGAGGAUGAGGAUUGGAUAACAUACAGUGAAUGGAUUGCCUCGUUAUCUCAGUCGGCCACCCAGUGCUUUUUGCGUGCAGCUGAGCUCGGUUGUGCCCUCGGUGAAUCCUGGAUCGUCUGCAAUGCAGCAGCCUAUCUGUGGAACUACAACAAUCAUCUGCUGAUGGAUGGAAGACAUAGAGAACUUAUUGAACCGUUCAAUAAGUUACUGAAAGCAAUGAAGCAAGUAGGACAUGCUAGAGAAACAUGCCUUCUUGUGAACCUAUGCAAUGCUCUUGCAAUUGGCCUAAUGAAGCAAUGGAUCCCGGUGCAGCCUAAAGACCGACCCAUUGAAACACCGCAGAAGGCUGGUAAAGAGAAAGAUGAGAAAACACCAAAGGCUAAAAGUGUGGCAAGCCAUGCUAGUGCAAAGAGUAAGAUUUUGCUGGUGGAUGCUGAGGCUCAAGAUGACCUCAAGAAGGCCCUUGAGGUGUGUGACUAUGCACUAGAGGUGACCAAUGGUAACAAGCCCUUGGACGUUGUUCCCAUCAGUGUGCGACAUCAUCUUAUUAACACAUGGGUGCAAACAAAACAGCUUUUGCUUCAACAAAUCAACAAAGGACUUGGAACAGAAGAUGAGGGCAAUAGCAAUGGACAGCGACCGAUGACAAGAUGCCUUGUUGCUCUGGAAAUGCAUUCUUUGAGCAGUAAUGGCAUUCUGGAAUUCAAGGAACAACCCUCACUUACUGAGCUUGCUAAUCUGGUAGAACAGUGUAAAUGGUCUGAGCCAUUGGUUGAGUUACAAGUUUGGGUCCGUCUCUCAGAAAUGGCGUACAAGACCUGCAAUCAUCAACUCGUCUUAAAAUCUACCAGCAUGGCGCUUAGAUUUGAUGAUAAUAUGUAUGCUAGCAAAGUCAAGAAGUUAGAUAAGCACAAGUACACAGUUUGGCAAGAAAUGCUGAGCUUUGCGAGCUGCGUUCUUGGCAAGAGUCUCAUCAACAAUAUGCACGGGAAGAAUGUCAUACGAAGGUCUGCCCUGGAAGCAUUUCUUAAUGCUACUAGGUAUGGACGACGUGCAGAUAACUACAUGCAGGUAAUAAGUUCAGCAAGAUAUUACUGGAACACUUGCUUACCAUUGGUUUGUGAAGUUAUUGAAAGGCAGCUUUUGAUGGAGCCACUGAACAUAAUAUUAGACUGCAUCACUGCCACCUACUGCAAUCAAGCUGGAAAAGGGAUUGUCGGCCGACGAAUCCAACCCCACUUCCUGUGAGCGCUAGCAUGAGCAAGUGGCAGUCUGUAUAGAUGGCAUUAAAGACGAUCAGUUGCAUUUGUAUCGUGGCAUUGCAUCCUUCGCAGAAUGAUGUCAGCAGACGAUUGUUGAGCGCAGUGAGUGUCCUGCU
Molecule: messenger RNA, 3866 nt
Organism: Anneissia japonica
Lineage: Eukaryota; Metazoa; Echinodermata; Crinoidea; Comatulida; Comatulidae
Product: cilia- and flagella-associated protein 46-like
Exons: 27
Coding region: 98-3736 (1212 amino acids)
Biological process (GO): cilium movement involved in cell motility; axoneme assembly
Source: RefSeq, a predicted model, not a curated record